AGGCGAAUUUCAUCCUAGAAGGUAGUGGACAAGAUAGGGUGAACAUCACCACCCGGAGGGCAGGGGUGGAAAAUAAACUUAUUUGAGAUACGGUAAUGGAAGAGAUCGCGGGGACCAGCGUAGAUCAAGGAGAAAUGGAGACCGAGAAGCCGGAAAAAGUAUACGGAAAAGCCGGGGAGGAGGAGCCGGUAGACAAGGUAGUGGCGGCAAAUAAGAAAUUUAGGUACCAAAUCUUGACACUGCCCGAGAUCGACGAUACCCUGAGUAAACUGCUAGGUACCAUGGUGUUUGUAUCCUUCCAGACCAUGUUGCAAGCAAGCCCAAGAUUGCUUAAAGGACUCAGGCAAUUACUAACGUGCCGACGCGUAGAAGUAGAGGAGGCUCCGGAGCCGCAGGAGCAGGAAAUGGAAGAGCUUCAGGCACCGCAAGGGGUCUUCAACCUCCAGAGGAUCCCAGGGGAUCUGGAGGACCUGGAGAAAGCCUUUGCAGACAUCCGCUUAAGCCUACCGGACCGAGAGGGUGGUGAAGUCAUGAGGGCGCCGCCCGGCACGAAGCUCAGUUUCCAUGCCUUGCCCGUAGAAGAAUUGAAAAUCCAAAUCGGAACCCACCAUACAGUUGCAUUAGUGGACGGUGGUGCGAAAAUUACCCUCAUACGACGAGACUUUGUGACAAUUACGGGCUGCACCGUAAACAAGGAAGUGACGGGGAGUAUCCGGGGAGCCGGCGGGGAGAUUCCCUUCGCAGGGUAUGUUACGAAAUGCGCAGUUAGGGCAGGGAUCAGGGAAUCAAUCUGGUCCUUCCAGCGGAUGACCAUGAUGGAAGAAAUGAACCAUGACAUAAUUCUCGGAAGACCGUGGUGCGCCAAUGUAGAGAUGAUAGGUAUGCAUCUGCAUGAUGGCACAUACAUGGUGGAUAUAGAGGACCCCGUUACCGGCCGUGGAGAACUCCUCCGACUCCUUGGGACAGGAGGGGAUCCCCCGAAGGGCAAGUUGACAACCUGGUCGCCAACGUUCGAAGAAAGUGCGCGAAAGGGGGCAUUCGCACAGAUGGAAGAGCGGCAAUUCAAGAAAGAGAUCUUAGCCAUUCUACAUUGCCUUAAGACUUUUCAGCCAUACCUAUUUGGAAGACGAUUUAUCCAGAGAAUCGAUCCGACCAAUGUCGUUGGGGCGUUGAAGAACUACAAGCCUAUAGACCCUACCAUUGGGAGAUGGAUAGGUUUUAUAUGGCAAUUCGACUACAAGGUCGAGCGGAUUGCGGGACUCCGGAACAGGGCAGAUGGGCUAAGCCGGGUUUGCAUCACGCCAGAGGGAGUAGAGGACACGGAGCCAAUCGACGCCUUCCUGGAGUACGAAGGGGGGACUCUUGCCGUAGAUAACGAGAUGGCAGGCGCCACUCCUACAAUGGAUCAACUGCUGAUUCAGACCCUGGAAAAGGGCCCGCCUGCGGUAAUUGCGGAACUCAGGGAAGGACCAGUCACCACGAUUAAGCGCAAAGAUGAGAAGGAUUCGUGGGGGUACAUCUUUGAUGCAAGAGAUAACCUCGGCGGCUACGUAGAGGCAGUAACUCUUAAGAGAAAGACGGGAAAGGGAGUGGCCGAUUGGGUAGAAGAUUUCUACCUUAGGCACUCCUUUGUGCGCAGGUUCAUAGCGGAUAAUGGGACGGAGUUCGUCAACCAGGAGGUGUUGGGCAAACUUAAGACGCUGUGCGUACCUAUCAAGAUCAUCGAACCGUAUCACCCUGAGGCCAAUGCACCAGUAGAAAGGGGGCACCGGACCUUGAAAAACACAAUCGCUAAGUUGGAGGCCGAUGACCUGGGAAACUGGUCUCGGUACCUUAAGCAGGCGGUCUUCUCAGAGAACAUGAUGCUGAAAAGGACAACGGGAUGCAUUCCGACAGAACUCUGGUAUGGGAGGGAGAUUGAUUUCCCGGUGGAAGCCCUGGUUCCUACCUGGAACAGGCUAGAUGACAAUCCGCACAUGUCUACGGAGGAACUAAUUGCCGCACAUUGCCAACAGGUCGUUGGAAAUGAGGAAGCCUUGGAGGAGGUGGUUAAACGUGUAAUGGAUAGUCGAAUGAGGGACAAAGCAAGGUGGGACCAGGUAAAAAACAUCCGGAAGGAGCCGCUCCAGGUGGGAGAGAAGGUACUAGUUAGGAACUCGGCUCUUGAAAGCACGUGGUUUGGACAGCUGGGAAGAAGGUUCAAAGGUCCCUACAAGAUCACUAAGAGGGUGGGAUUGAACACGUUUGAACUUGAGGAUCUCGGUGGUACUGGGAUGAAAGGGUCAUUUCCGUGGCAGAGGCUGGUCAGGUUUUUGAGCAAGGAUCCGGUGGAACAAUGAUUACAAGAGGCUCAGGACAAGGAAACAGGGGAAUUGACAACCUGAAAGACAGGCAACUGGCUAUAAUUCCGUACUGCCGCCCUGCGG
Chara braunii is the source of this 2426-nucleotide messenger RNA. NCBI's taxonomy places the organism in Eukaryota, Viridiplantae, Streptophyta, Charophyceae, Charales, Characeae. The record is from the annotation of a GenBank genome assembly.